Molecule: messenger RNA, 822 nt
Organism: Danaus chrysippus (African queen)
Lineage: Eukaryota; Metazoa; Arthropoda; Insecta; Lepidoptera; Nymphalidae
Source: the annotation of a GenBank genome assembly
AUGGCUCUUCCGACAGCACAACCGGCUGAAGUUUUACGAGCAUGGCAAAAAGAUGAUCUUUAUGAAAAACAAUUGGCUGGUUCAUUAGCACGACUUGUACCUUCACAUCAUGCUUCAAAGGCAGUUCCGGUAUCAUCCGUACUGUAUAAAACAUUCACAACUCUCAAAGAUUUGCAAACGCUGGGUGAGGAAUAUUCUGGAAUCGUGCAGGUCGACGAUUCCUUCCAUAAAUUACCUAGUUUUAUGUCCCGACUUUCCAGCAUCUUGCUAUCUGCUUUUGGUGAAAAUUUAACCAGAAAAAUACUCAAUCACCUCGGUAAACAGGUGGAAAGUAAUGCAUAUCUGAAACCUAAGGCGCAGAACUUCUUGUUAGUGGUAUUAAAAUCUUUGAAUAAUAUUGUGCCACAAAUAGAGAGCAUCCACCGUGCUUUGUCCUAUAUCAGCGGUGGACCAAUUCAGAUAAGCAAAACUGUAACAGGUAUAAAUUAUGUCCAUGUUAGGCCUGCCGCGGCUGCAUAUUAUGCUCACUUAAGAUUACUAGGUAUAGUAACAUUACUCCAUGCAUUUAUAUCGUGCGGUCACAGUGUUUACCAGGCAAAGAAACAUAUAGAUGAUAUGGCGGACUUCCCAAAUGAAGUAGACAGUAGUAAAUCUUGUGUGGCUUGCCUGGAAGAGAUAUUAAAUCCUUGUGUAUUGCAAUGCGGUCACUUGUUUUGUAUGAACUGUUGUUAUGGAGGUUUAGAAACAUGUCCGUUGUGUCGGACUCCAUUUACUAAGAAUACCGUUGUCCCACUAAUGAAUUACUGGCCUGGGAAAAUGUAG